AUGAGUUCUAUUGAUUAUGAAGUUUAUGCAAAGGAGCUUGAAAAUUGGUAUGAUAAUAAUGACUUUUAUGAAAUGAGAACAGCAACUGAACUCUGCAAUAUUUUUGAUUUUUGUAAUUUUUCAACAAGACAGUUUGUAUCGGCAUUUACAAUUAUCAGCAAGAAAUUUAAUAGCUCAGAAGUAAUUUCAAUAUCGCAGCAUGCUAAAAUAGGAAAAUUUGAAAAUGAAGAAGUGGCAUUUAAUGUUUUAGAAUUCCUUUCAAAACUCAUUCAUAAUAGUGCAAUAAAUGAUGCAGUAUCAUAUAUUAAAAAUCAAAAGGCACAUAAUGGUAAAAAUAUAAAGUUUUUAUUUCAACAAUAUUUAUACAAUCCAUAUAGAAAAAAUGAUGUUGUCAUGGGAAAUUAUCAAGUAUUGUCAAAAGCAUGUGAAGAAGGAGAUAUCGAUACAAUUAAAUUUGCAAUAUCCAAGGGACUAACGUAUAGUAUUUCUGAAUAUGCUCUUAUAAAUGAUGACUUUAAACUGAUUAAACAUUUUAAUUUGCUAUCAAAUAUUUGCGCACGCAACAGUGUUGAAGCAAUUAAGUAUAUUUAUUCCAAAUCAAACGACUUUGAAACUGAAUAUGAAGGAAAAACAAUUCUUCAUUAUGCAGCAUUAAAUAAAGAUGUUGAAGUUAUAAAAUAUCUUUAUUCACUUAAUAAAGUUAGCAUCAAUUCAGUUGAUAAAUUUCAAACAACUGUUCUUCAUUAUGCUGCCCUAAAUGACAAUGUUGAAGUCGUCAAAUAUCUUUGUUCUAUUCCCGAUAUUGAUAUUAAUGCAAAAGAUUGCUAUGAUAAGUCCCCACUUCACUAUGCAGUUCUUAUUAAGAACAUUGAUGCCGUCAAAUAUCUUUGUUCUCUUUCAGGUAUUGAUAUUAAUGCUAAGGACAAAUGUGGAAAGUCGGCUCCCAUUUAUGCAGCAGAAAAUGAUAAUAUUGAACUUUUAAACAUCUUAAUACAGCUUUAG
Molecule: messenger RNA, 1002 nt
Organism: Trichomonas vaginalis G3
Lineage: Eukaryota; Parabasalia; Trichomonadida; Trichomonadidae
Product: protein ubiquitination
Exons: 1
Coding region: 1-1002 (333 amino acids)
Molecular function (GO): protein binding
Source: RefSeq, a predicted model, not a curated record